UUUCAGCAACACCACACAACUGGCUUGAACAGCAGCGGUGGUGUUGUCCUCGCUGCUUCGGACACCUUGCACAAACGCAUCACCCACCCAGCCUCCUGCAGUCCCACAGUCAGGAUGGCCUCGAUCAAGGAGGGGUUUCUCGUGAAGGAAGGAAGAAAGUACAAGACAUGGAAGAAGCGGUACUUUGUGCUCACCAAAGGAGAUGAUCCACAGCUAAUCUACUACUCAAACGCAAAGAAGACAAACGAGCUCUCUUCGCUGGGGAUGAAGGAUUGCGUCGAUGUUAGGGCCAUCGAGCCACCACAGAAGUUUCAUCGCUCAUGCCAUUUCUUCUUUGAGGUUGAGAUGAGCGAUGAGCGCACAUUGAGGAUGUACACCGACAGCGAGGAUGAUCGUGAAGAGUGGAUGCUCCUGAUCAUGCGCUGCAUGAAAGCAUGUUCACAAGACAAUGGACCUGGCAGAAGUGGUUCGCGCGUGUUUAGUUCGUUGUACGACCACGAGCCUGGUCCUGCACUGGUGACCACUUCGCCGCAUGACGUGUGCUCGGGCCAUCUCUUCGCCCUCGGUCGUAAGGAGACUUCGUGGACCCGCCGAUGGUUUGCGAUCCGCAACGGAUUCAUGCUCAUCUUCGAUGACAAAGAGGUGUGCCUGAACGCUGACACGAGCGACAUGUGUCACGGCGGAGGCGAUGAUGGCGACGAUGACCAGCCCCAGCACCACCGUCAUUCGCCAUACCACACGCCGCACCAGCAGCAGCACCACCAGCAGCAGCACCACCAGCAGCAGCACCCCGGUGGAGGAGGGGAUAAGCCUGCGCUCGCAUCCAUGAGAGCUGUGCUGUAUCGGCAGACGACGAUGGAAGGGUUUGAUUCUGAAGAUGACUUGCUUGCAGAUGAUCGAGACAAGGAGGAGGUGGCUGAUGGCUCGGCACACCAGGCCGCAGACACACGAUAAUCAUCAUGGUGCGCGAGGGGGGACGGCUGUGGUGG
Molecule: messenger RNA, 989 nt
Organism: Salpingoeca rosetta
Lineage: Eukaryota; Choanoflagellata; Craspedida; Salpingoecidae
Exons: 8
Coding region: 115-954 (279 amino acids)
Source: RefSeq, a predicted model, not a curated record